UGGGUGCUCAGGUUGGACAGUGAACGCCCUGCCGUUUAUGUGCAGCCCAGCCUUUCAACUCCGCCGCCUUUUGGCUUCCAUUCACGAGCUUUUUCUACUCAUUUCCUAAGCCAGGUGCUUCGCAAUAGACGACAAACCUCCGAGAGGGAAGAGAAAACAUACACACGUACACAUACACGCAGACAGACACACGAACACAGAGUUCACUCCUUGACCACGGGACUUUUUUGCCUCACCUCGGCGGAUUUUGGCUGCUGCGCACAGGGGAAAGAAACAUUUAUAACGAUUUGCCGAAAUUCGAAAGAGUUGCGCUGUUGGAUUUUUUCACCGAUGCCUUUUUUACAGUUCUUCUCCGACUCUCCAGAAGUGGCAUGAUCGGCGUCCGUCAACAAGACAGGUGAAUUAUUUUCUCCACUCUGUUUUGGUGGCAUAAACAUUUUAACGUUAUUUUACAAGGACUGAUCGUGUCGCUUUAAAAAAAAAAAAAAAAAAGCCAUGUCCAAGCCGGCCGAUCACAUCAAAAGGCCCAUGAACGCCUUCAUGGUAUGGUCCCGCGGCCAGAGAAGGAAAAUGGCCCAAGAGAACCCCAAGAUGCACAACUCUGAGAUCAGCAAGAGGCUCGGUGCCGAGUGGAAGCUUCUCUCCGAAUCUGAGAAGCGGCCCUACAUUGACGAGGCCAAGCGACUGCGCGCGCAGCACAUGAAAGAGCACCCGGACUACAAGUACCGGCCGCGGCGCAAACCCAAGAACCUGCUCAAGAAGGACCGAUACGUGUUCCCUUUGCCCUACUUGGGCGACGCUGAACACUUGAAACUUCCGGUUUCCGCUGCCGACUCGUUGCUGGCUUCCGGGUCGGAAAAAGCGCGUGCGUUUUUGCCGCCUGCGGCCUCUGCGCCCUACUCGUUCCUUGACCCAAGUCAGUUCAGCUCUAGCGCUGCGCAGAAGAUGGCCGAUAUGCCACACGCCCUUGCCGCCGCUGCCGCCGGCUCGCUGCCCUAUGCCUCCUCACUCGGCUACCAGAACGGCGCAUUUGGCGGCCUGGCCUGUCCGGGGCAGCACACACACACCCACCCGUCACCCACCAACCCGGGCUAUGUAGUGCCCUGCAACUGCACAGCAUGGUCAGCGGCGUCCAGCCUGCAGCCCCCCGUAGCCUACAUCCUCUUCCCAGGUAUGGGUAAGAGCGGCAUCGACCCUUAUCCGACAGCGCAUGCUACAGCCAUGUAAAAUAACAAUACGAAAAGUUGUGCAGAGGGACAAUUUUGACUUUGGAAACUUGAACCACAUAAAACACACACUCUCACACACUCACAUAAAGAGGAUCGAAGUUAGAUCGGAUCAGUCGGGCUCUUCGAAAACUUCUACCUUGUUAAAACAAGACAGUUCUGCUCUUUGAACCUAUACGUUGAACCCCAAAAGACGUUUCUCUCUGGAAACUUUACAGAUGUAAGAUAAAUAAAUUAAUGAAUGAAUAGCCACGCAAAUGGGGAGCUCAGCCCAGAAGAAAACGCACUUCUCCAUGGAAACUUCAGUGAUAUUACCCUUAAAAAAAAGAGAGAGGAGACACAUUUUUUUGGAAACUUGAAUAAUUGUAAAGAAAAAAACAUAGGUCACAAAGUUAUAAAACAGCAAAAAAAAAGACGCUCUCUGAAGACUUGAAACGCGUAAACUGACUUUAGUGUCGCACUUUGCAAGCUUCAUCUCUGCCUGCACGAUGCGACCAGAGACAAGCGCAAAGCUCAUUUUGUACAGAGACCGUGAGGACUUUGAGAACUGGAAGAAAAAACUUUCGAUUUUUCAUCAUGCUCGUUUUUCCUCUCGGGACCUCUGCACGGGAACUUGGGAGUAGAUGUGAGAGAUCAAGGAGCCCUGAACUGUAAGAAAUGUAAAUGUUAUAACAUUUAUUAACGGCUGUCCGAUUAAGGAUGCCUUUAACUUUAUUUAUUAUGUACAUUUUUGAUGCUAUACUAAUAAUAAUUUUGUUUCAUGAUAUUAUUAUUAUGUUAUUUUAAAAGGCCCAUUUCGUUUGCACAAGUGACAUUCACCUAUCGUAUCUCUUGUAUAUUGUACUUAUAAUUUAGCACUCAGAUAAAACGGUUUGGAUCACGCUUA
Molecule: messenger RNA, 2112 nt
Organism: Tachysurus fulvidraco (yellow catfish)
Lineage: Eukaryota; Metazoa; Chordata; Actinopteri; Siluriformes; Bagridae
Gene: sox14
Product: SRY-box transcription factor 14
Exons: 1
Coding region: 496-1227 (243 amino acids)
Biological process (GO): negative regulation of transcription by RNA polymerase II; anatomical structure morphogenesis; positive regulation of transcription by RNA polymerase II
Molecular function (GO): RNA polymerase II cis-regulatory region sequence-specific DNA binding; DNA-binding transcription factor activity, RNA polymerase II-specific
Source: RefSeq, a predicted model, not a curated record